UGACACUCUGCGGCUGACCACGGAAGCGAGGGGGGGCCUAUAAAAAGUAAGUCGGUCGAGCAUUUAUUGACUGCUGUGUCCGGAGGCCUAGCCAUUUUCGGUAGCUCAUACAGUCGCAGGACGCCUCUAUGGUCCAUCACGUCGACGCGGUUUCUACUGCGGCCUCAGUUUCACCCCAUAUCUCGCCUGCUGCUGCACUGCUUCCUCGUGGUUUUGUACAGGCGAAACUAUCAAAUCUCCAUCGCGCGGGUUGUUCGAUUUCGUCUCCAGACUACCGAUCGAGUUCACCAUCUCUAACAAGAAACGAGCAAGGGCCGUGCCCACACCAUUCUGCUCUGCUUUGUCAUGGCGCUCCAGGUCGUUGCUCGACCUCACUCCCUCGAUGUACCUACCACUUCAGAUUUUCAACAUAGGUUUCAUAUGAAGACCUCCGGAUUUAGCUACAAGGAGAAAUUCGACCAAAUUAUAAAAUGUUCGCUUUUUUGGGGGAGCUUGUCAUGUAUGCAAAAUGAUUACAUUACAAAGGAGAAUAUUGACAAUAUCAUAAUGUCACUUCCUUUGAAAUAUCAUGUAAUCCAAGUAACACCCAUGUCGGACAUGAGUAUAGAACAAGGUUGGUUGUUGUACGAUGUGAACGUAUGGGUGCACAAGUCAAAAGUCCACUGUAAACCAUGAACGCCACAUUUUUGUAUGAAGUUUGGCAUAAACUUGAGACCAAAAUUUAC
Messenger RNA from Marchantia polymorpha subsp. ruderalis, 725 nucleotides. The record is from the annotation of a GenBank genome assembly. Lineage: Eukaryota; Viridiplantae; Streptophyta; Marchantiopsida; Marchantiales; Marchantiaceae.